This is a messenger RNA of Lycium barbarum (goji berry), 2499 nucleotides long. RefSeq lists its product as uncharacterized. The record is from RefSeq and is a predicted model, not a curated record. NCBI's taxonomy places the organism in Eukaryota, Viridiplantae, Streptophyta, Magnoliopsida, Solanales, Solanaceae. The coding region runs from base 1 to 2499 and encodes 832 amino acids. The transcript is spliced from 4 exons.
AUGGCGACGCCGGCAGAUCCAUUGCCGGCGCGUGUAACACAAAAUCACAAUCCUACAGGUAUUCCGAACAUGGAGAACGAAUCAACUCUACACAAAAUCAAUUAUGCGGAAGCAAUUCAAACUGUGCCCGAUCCGAGCCCUAAAAAGAAUCGCGAUAGAGAUCCAAAUGUUAAAGCUCGAUACGAUAGGCACGAUGGGAAGACUGCUGUUCUUUUCAAACCUACGGAAUUCUAUGGGGUAAUGGCUAAUGAAUAUUUUACUGUUGAGAGUGAUUGUAAGCCAGUGUGGUUUAAAAGAGCGAUUGAAAUAGCGGGUCAAAAUUACAUCAAGCAAAUUGUGGCUCCCCUGGGAACCCCGUUAAUGAUGGACCAGGCUACGGAAAACAGGACUCGACCGAGUAUGGCCAAAGUUAGAGUCGAGAUAGAUUUAACAAAACCAAAGAUUAAUUCGUUGUGGAUUGGGACAGAAGAUGAAUCUUACCCUCAUAAGGGAUUCACGCAGAAGCUGGAGUACGAGAAUCCCCCCAAGUUUUGCAUACACUGUAGAAUGUUGGGACACUCUAUUGCUCAAUGCAGAAGAGUUGAAAAGAAAAAAAAGGAAGAAAAGGCAGGGAAUGGAGAUGCAGGGAAAUCAACAGAGGUUGCAGAGGAAAGUGGUGUUAAGGAAGAUUGUGAUUUGGUAGAUAGCGAUAAUGUUGAGAAUGGACAAAAAGAAAACAGCAAAAAGAAGGAACAAACGGGGAACAAAACUACAGAUGGUAUAGAGGAAAAUGCAAAGGAGGCCACGGGUAAACAGAAUGGUAAAGAAAAAGUGGGAGACCAUGUGGUUGGAAGAGAUAUGGUUGAAAUUAAGCGCAAAACGUUGGCUCGAAUUCUGGCCAAAAACAAAAAGAAGAGAAAAGCUAAGAAGGGGCUUAAAAAGAAAACCAAGGUCACUGUGCAGGUUAGCAAGAGUCAACAGACUGAUAAUGAAAGGAAAAGUACCAAGCAAAAUCAGGAGAAUAGCAAUGAGGAGUAUCAAAAUGAAGUUCAGCAGGGUCACAGUAUUAAUCAAGAGGUGGUACAAGAUAAUGAGAAAGUGGCCAACAGUGACCAACAUGGUCCAGCCUUAAGGACAGAACCUUUAGAGGCCAAUCACCCCAGCACCGCGAGUAAAAAGAAUGAUCCUAGAGACAAAAAUGAUGAUAUGAGCACUAAUAAUCCGGGUAGCAACAAUGGAAAUGUGGGAAAAUAUGGUAAGAGGUCUUCAAGUCUAGACACGGUUAUGAGAAAUCAUAAAGGCAUUGAGUUGGUGGUGGAUCUUAACACGAAUCAAGAUUUCCUCCAGCGCAGCCGUGAGCAGGAGGAGUGUUCAGAAACGGAGGAUGAAAUAUCGGAUAGCCUGGCUGAUUUCAACAACACAGGGAUCAGUCAGGAGGCGGAGGAGGAACAUGUAGACUCUGAUGAAUCUGAUGGAACAAGUGUUGGUAAUGGAGGAGCUUAUGUUACAAUAGUGUAUGCCAAGUGCACUUCCCUUGAAAGACAAGAACUAUGGGAUGAUCUAACUGAUAUCUCAAAUCAGGUUCAAAGUGGUUGGUGCAUUGGAGGUGACUUUAACGUCAUUCUCGAGCCUUCUGAAAAAAUAGGUGGCAAGAUUCAUAGAGCUUACAAAAGCUUUGAUUUUGCUGCAUGUGUGAAUAGAUGCGGCUUGGAAGAUGCAGGAUUUGUUGGUUCAAACUACACCUGGUGCAACAAUAGAAGACCAGGGAAAAGGAUCUGGAAGAGGCUGGACAGAGUUAUCAUUAAUGAUAAUUGGCUCCAGAGGUUCAAUAAUGUUACGGUCAGACACCUUAGCACGACAGGCUCAGAUCAUAGGCCUCUUCUGUUAAAAUGUUAUGACAGUAAUACUAACGCUAUCAAACAUUUCAGAUUUCGUCAUUUUUGGGUGGAACAACCUGGUUUCAUGGAUUUGGUGGGGCAAGAUUGGCAAAUAAAAGUAAAAGGGAAUCCUAUGUGGAUUUUGCAACAGAAACUCAAAAGAUUGGGAAAAAGACUUUCUAAGUGGUCUAGAGAAGACAUUGGUGACAUUUUCCAGAAAGUGGAAGAAUGGGAAGCUACUCUACAACAGCUGGAAGAUGUUGAUGCAAUAGAUAAGAAUGAACAGUCUAGAACAGAGCUAAAUAAGGGUCAGGCUGAAUACGUUCAUUGGAUGGCUAUGCAAGAAGCUCUCCUCGAACAAAAAUCCCAAAUCAAAUGGUUUGAGGAGGGAGAUAGCAAUACAAGGUACUUUCAUAAUGUGAUCAAAGACAGAAGAAGAAGACUGCAGCUUCACAGGAUCAAGAAUAGUAAAGGGAAAUGGUUACACUCUGAUGAGAAGAUCUCAAAUUCGGCAAUUAGACAUUUUAAAAGGAUCUUCAAUCUACCCGAACCUGCUGUGGAUGACAAUAUUUUCUCCUGCGUUCCUAAAAUUAUCACUGAUGACGAUAACGUUAUGUUAUCUAAGAUCCCUAUAGAAGAAUAA